Messenger RNA from Mesorhabditis spiculigera, 3102 nucleotides. The record is from the annotation of a GenBank genome assembly. Lineage: Eukaryota; Metazoa; Nematoda; Chromadorea; Rhabditida; Rhabditidae.
AUGCUCGGCACUGAUCUGGGCUUGGCCCAGCUCACGCCGUACGAUGGCCGGGUCAACUCGAGCGCGUACGGAUUUGCAAAGAAGUGGCUCGAUUCCUGCCGACUUCUCGAUGCUGAACAUGACCCAGGACCAGCAGCUUUCGGGCCCUUUCUGACCAAGAGGGCGAAAGCUGUCUGGGACGAGAUGCCCGAGGCUGAUUUCCGAGGGGCAAUCCGAGAUGUGCUCGGCAGAUGGGCAAUUCGACUACGCGACAGUGCCGGUCGGAAGAAGGAGUCGCGGAAUGCCCUACGUAAUAUCCGAAUCCGCCUUGAUUCAGAUUUAUGGGCCGUAUAUGACCAAUUACUUGGACUCGUAGAGGGACGAGGAGCCGACUGGGAACAACUCGAUCUUGAAGCCCGAAAGGAACUCCUAGCUCGGCUACCGCCCGAACUUGACGAUUUUGUCCAAUCCAGCCAGAACCCGGAGCUCAAUGAGCAAACCUCCACCACGGAAUUGUUGACAAGAUUGGCCGGUCAGCAGCAACACCUCGAGAAGAAGGCGAGCGUGAAUUCCGUCACAACCGACAUCAUCAAGAAGCUGACCGAGAAGAUCAACGCGCUUCAAGUACAACAGCCAAACGCCAAUCAGCAAAGAGUGGAUCGCGCUCAAACGGAAGGUUCUGGACGCGGAUUCUCGAGCCGAGGACGAGGACGUGGUCGAUGGCCAGGAAGAGGCGGUCGAGGCGGAAACCGUGGUUCCGGAGGAGGCUUUCGAGGAAACCGCGGAGGUUAUCAAGGACGUGGGGGAUGGUGGCCGAACGUUUGGCAAGGACCACAAGGAUGGUGGCAACAAGGCGGCCCAUCCCAAGGACAAUUCCUGCCGCAGAAUCAAUGGCAGCAGAAUCAAGGCUUUCCUCAGAACCAGAACCCACAGCCCCAAGGCCAAUUCCAGGCGAGAAACGCCACUUACCAUGUCACGGAUGAUCUAGAAUAUCCGGAGGUGUAUGUCGAGCCCACCCCGCAACAAAGCCAGCGCAACCGCGGAAACGGAAUCUGGAACUUCACAACGAUCUGCAUGAUAGUGGCAUUGAUCUGUUUCCCGGUCGUGAGCGGACUGACAGCGGUGAACUGCUUGAAGACGGCGAAUCCAAGGCUGAUCAACCUGCCGGAUCUAUCAGAUUGCUCCCUGAGCCAUCAAGGAGUUCGAUGGACGGCGAAAGUCUACGAACGGAACGAGAACUUCAAGAAAGUUCCAAGCUUUCAUUGCUCGGUGGAGCAAGUGAGGGCUUGCCGUCGAGCGUACUUGGGGAUAUUCGAAAGCGGAGAAGCCACCCCCAGUGUUCCGGAUGAGAUCUCAGCCGAGGAAUGUCGCCACGCAGUGGAAAAAGGAACUAUCGAAAACAGGAAAUUGAUUGGACGGUCACAACAUUUUUGGUCUACGGAUCAAGAUGACUCACCUACGACACCUUGGUGGGGAGAGCGAUGCGUAGAAGUCCGUCGCUUUGAGGUCACCGAAGGGGAAGCUUGUCGCGGUCAAGAUGAGAUCAUAUUGACCAUAACGCCUGGUCUAGCCCCAUUGGACAAGAACGAGAUCCGACUUUACAACGGAAUCACCGUCUGGGGAGACCUGAGCGAGACGAAAUGUGACUACAAAUUCAUCAAGCUCGCUGAUGUCUUAACGGAUUAUUCCCGAGUCUAUCUUCAAGAAUUGGGAUGGAUAGAUGGGCUAACAUCUGAAGAGCCCGUCGAAAAAUGCGAGCAAAUCGGGUAUGAAACAUCCGGAGGACUCUUUAUAGUCCGGGAAAAUGGCAAACAGAAGCGAGAGGCGCCCCCAAACGGCAAAGCGAUUGCACUCCCGCAAAUCGCCUUCGAAUACAACCCACUUCUCGACCCCGAAUUUGAUUUAAAAAAAUCAGUCGGCGAUAUUGAUCAGAAUGCAAAAGCCCUGCAUCGUAUUGGAAACCAAGUGGAGCAAGUGAAUGGGUCUACGUUCUACAGGAUCAGUCGGGCCUGGCAACAAAUUGAAGCAUGGAAUAAGACGUGGAUCGAGAAAGAAUUAGCCGAUUUUUACAACUACCAAAAGAACCAGAAUGUGGUUGGUAGGCUGCGAGAAUUAGAACGGAAAGUGGAGGACGCCAGGCUCCAGGCGAAUACUCCAGCACCCGAAACGAUCACGACGACAAUAUCCAGCAAAUUGGCAAGCGAAGAGGCGACACGCGCAAAAACGCUCAGAGACAUCAUCCAAAGGCUAGAGAAAUUGGAGGCUAAGGAAGACCCGAUCCCUCCAAACACAGCUGGUUUGGAACUCAAACUCAAGGAGAUGAUGAAACGGCUGGAGGAUCAGAAGACGGUUGAUGACAACCUCAAGGAGCUUAUUCAGGAGUUAAGGGAGCAACUCGAUCUGUUAGCGACACCGGAGCCUCAGGCAAGCAUCCAUGAUCCGUUUGAAGUCGAAUGUAACCGACAGGCAGAGGAACUUCGCUAUUGGAAACUUCAAUUAGCCGUGAAUCCGACAUAUGCGUCGCGAAAACUGCUUGGGAAAGCAAAUUUGUUGGCCCAAAUGAUCGAUGAAAACCGGUUCAUCGUGAGUGAGUGCCAAACAAUCGAGCUCACCGAAUCCAUUGUAAUCAAAACCCAACGGGUAGAAGAACGGUGUUUCGCGGAAGUCCCAAUCAAGCAUGAAGGCGAAAUUAAAUUCCUGAAAGUGCCGGAAAUGGAUAUCGUUCCGAACGGCACAGAGAUCAGUUGCCGCGGAAUGAGGAUCGCACCAGCCGUAUUGUAUAUGGACUUCAAAGCAAACAAUGCCAAGAAACCACUGGGAAAUUCAAAUCUCGGAAAGCGAAUGGCACGGCAAGGCCUAUCCGAUGGUCCGAGAAAAUGGGUAAACACACCGAUCCAGUGGAUGAAGGACAUUCAAUCGAAAUACCGGCAAACUACGGAUGGAGCAGGCGACCUGAUUGACGAAGUCAAGAAUUAUACCAGGACUGUCGUUGACAAGGCCAAAGACACCGCAGGACAAGCAAUGGAGAAAGGCAAAGUGGUGCUCAAGGACGCUCUAGCGGAAGUCAAAAACCUCGACGAAAUCGCUGACAGGAAUCGUGCGCAGCAUCUUACCUCAACACAC